AAGGCUGACUUUCUCAAGAACGACAUGCCCUUUUAUUCUAGGAAACAACCCAAACAGCAAGAGGCCGCUGAAGACAAAACCUCUCUGCACACUCCUGCCCACGCCGACAGCCUGCUGAAUCCUGGAUUUCUCCACCGUCAGCCACAGGAAGCUUCAUACUUCAGUAAUUCUCCUCUUCAUCAGUGGGAAGAGGAAACUGGGAACUCCCUUUGGAAGGAACACAAAAUCUGUGAAGUUUGAACAAGCAGCCUUCCCAAGAUGUACCGAAUAUCUCAACUGAUGUCAACACCAGUGGCAAGUAAAUGUUCUUCAGGCUCUGAGAGAAGAUACACCGGAGAGCCGUCUCCCAGAUGCCUUUUCCCAAGUUUUGCCUGUGAUUUCCUGGAUGGUGACAGUUCCUUUGAGGGCUGCUCUGCAGCUCUCUUGACGGGCUCCCAUGUGACCUGUCGCCGAAGUCCCAGACUCCUCUCCAAUGGCUACUAUGUUUGGACAGAGGACCCUUUCCUCUGUGACAAAGAUGGCAACAUAACUCUGAGCCCACCCCAGGCCAGUGUUCUUUACAAGGAGAAUUUAGUUAGGAUAUUUAGAAAGAAAAAGAGAAUCCGCCCUUCCUUUUCUAAUCUCUUCAGCCUUGGUGCCUCUAAAUCCUGGCAGCAUGGAAAUAUCUUUGGUGAUGUUGACUCUUCCCAAAGUGAGGACACCUGGUCGGAGGGGGUCGGGAGGCUGGACACGCACCAUUGCAACGAUAUCGGCGACGAUCGCGAUGGUUCUGCGACUGAUGCACGCGAGGCAGAGCAGCGGAAGGCAGCCUCCUCCUCCAGCCACGCUGCGUCUCGGACUCCGCCAGAGAACUCCCACGACCUGGCCCUUCAGUCUCAAGGGACAACUUCUGAACAUUUCCCGGGGAACCUUCUGGAUCACGCAAAAACCAGUUUGUGGAGAGACAUCUUCUUUCAAGCAUUUCUACUGGCCGCGUGCUUAAUCAUUUGUGCAUGUGCAAGGUGCUUUCUGGGAGGGAUAUUUGCCAGUGUCCUCACGUGCCCAUUGGUGAUAACUACUGCCUAUACUGUCACGUCGUUGUUUCUCAGCCUUGCCGACUAUUUCGAAGCCACCACUUGUGCUCAGUAAGUGUUGACUGUGUUACCAUCAUCCU
Molecule: messenger RNA, 1153 nt
Organism: Puma concolor (puma)
Lineage: Eukaryota; Metazoa; Chordata; Mammalia; Carnivora; Felidae
Gene: TMEM71
Product: transmembrane protein 71
Source: RefSeq, a predicted model, not a curated record